Geodia barretti is the source of this 1116-nucleotide messenger RNA. Lineage: Eukaryota; Metazoa; Porifera; Demospongiae; Tetractinellida; Geodiidae. The record is from the annotation of a GenBank genome assembly.
GUUGUCGACAAUCCAGAUAUCGAUAUUGUUGUUGAACUUAUCGGGGGUGUCACAACAGCACACUCCCUCAUUAGACGCGCUAUCCAAAAUGGUAAGCAUGUCGUCACAGCAAACAAAGCCCUUCUUGCCGAACACGGUGGCGAACUGUUCCAACUGGCUUCAGAACACCAAGUCAGUCUCAAUUUUGAAGCGAGCACGGCUGGCGGUAUUCCGAUCAUCAAAACCCUACAAGAAAGUUUCGCGGGCAACCAGAUCCACUCCCUUUACGGUAUAGUGAACGGGACGUGUAACUACAUUUUGACCGAAAUGCACGAGCGCGCUGUAGACUUUUCAGAUGUGCUCAAAGUCGCACAGGACAAGGGGUACGCCGAAGCCGACCCAACGCUUGACGUUGAAGGAAUUGAUGCCGCACAAAAACUCAUUCUCCUGAUCGCUCUCGCAUACCGGAGUAGUAUCUCACUGCAGCAAUUCCAUGUCGAAGGUAUUACAAGUAUCACCCAAAAAGAGAUUCAAUACGCUCGCGAACUCGGUUAUGUCAUUAAACUCCUCGCAAUCGCCAAACUCACCGAUGGAAAUCGUGUGGAGGCGCGUGUACAUCCGACACUCGUGCCAGAGCGAAGUUUGUUAGCAAACGUCGGUGGGGCAUUCAACGCCGUUUGUGUUAUCGGUGAUGCUGUCGGUCCGACCCUUUUUUAUGGACAAGGUGCUGGUGAGAUGCCAACGGCGAGUGCUGUUGUCGCGGACAUCAUUGAUGCCGCGAAAUCUGUGCAACAAGGCAUAAGCACCCCGAUUUCACAAGCAUGGCUCGCAGGGGCACAGGCGGAAGUCGGUGUGUGUCCUAUUGAUGAUAUUGAGACGCGGUAUUACAUCCGUUUUGUGGUUGCCGACCGACCCGGCGUUCUUGCAAAAAUCGGGACUAUUUUGGGGAACUGGCAGAUUAGCAUCGCUUCUGUCAUCCAAAAGGAUCCGCACGGUAUGGAGACCGUGUCUCUGGUGAUGUUGACGCACAAAGCGCAGGAAAAAAACAUGAAAGCCGCGCUCGCACAGAUUUACACGCUCGAAGAUGUAAAAGACAAAGCACAACUCAUUAGAAUCGAAGAAGAAGUCGAUUUUUAA